Messenger RNA from Salarias fasciatus (jewelled blenny), 2994 nucleotides. Its product is annotated as far upstream element-binding protein 3-like. The record is from RefSeq and is a predicted model, not a curated record. The coding region runs from base 41 to 1660 and encodes 539 amino acids. Gene Ontology annotation, molecular function: RNA binding. The transcript is spliced from 18 exons. NCBI's taxonomy places the organism in Eukaryota, Metazoa, Chordata, Actinopteri, Blenniiformes, Blenniidae.
GCUAAUCCGGCUAGCGGCUAACGGCUAGCGGCUAGCUGCGAUGGCGGAACUGGUGCAGGGACAGGCCUCGAUGGGCCAGCCGGGGAUGAAGGCUGACGGCCUGGCGGACGUGAUCCAGAGGGCCCGCCAGAUGGUGGGGAAGAUGGGUCCUGGUCCUGAAUCUCUGCCUCACCUGAACCUGAACAGCUCCUCUGGACCCGGAGAGUCCGGCCUGUUCUACACCCAGAACCGGGGCGCCGAGGAGCCAGCAGGAAACCAACUGGCAGCCAUCGGCCAUCAGAGCAGAGUUCUCACAGAGGACUACAAGGUUCCUGACAGGAUGGUGGGCUUCAUCAUCGGCCGGGGCGGGGAGCAGAUCACCAGGAUCCAGCUGGAGUCCGGCUGCAAGAUCCAGAUCGCCGCCGACGGCGGCGGUCUGGCGGAGCGGCCCUGUUCCCUGACCGGGACCCCCGAGAGCAUCGAGCAGGCCAAGCGGCUGCUGGUCCAGAUCGUGGACCGCUGCAGGAACGGGCCCGGUUUCCACGGCGACGGGGAGGGCGGGGCCUCGGUCCAGGAGAUGCUGAUCCCGGCCAGCAAGGUGGGGCUGGUGAUCGGGCGAGGAGGAGACACCAUCAAGCAGCUGCAGGAGCGAGCCGGAGUGAAGAUGAUGAUGAUCCAGGACGGACCGAUGCCGACCGGAGCCGACAAACCUCUGCGCAUCUCUGGAGAUCCGUACAAAGUCCAGGCGGCGCGGGAGCUGGUGCUGGAGGUGAUCCGGGAGAAGGACGGAGACUUCCGGCCGGGUCGCGGAGACUUCGGCGGCCGCCUCGGAGGAACCAACCUGGACGUUCCCGUCCCGAGGUUCGCCGUGGGGAUCGUGAUCGGCCGCAACGGAGAGAUGAUCAAGAAGAUCCAGAACGACGCCGGAGUCCGGAUCCAGUUCAAAGCAGACGACGGGAUCAGUCCAGAACGUGUUGCCAUGGUGAUGGGCCACCCGGACCGCUGCCAGCACGCCGUGCACCUCAUCAACGAGCUCAUCCAGACCGCCCAGGAGCGAGACGGAGUGGGCGUGUCUCUGCGGGGCGGCCGGCUCAGGGGCCGCUCUGAUUGGACGAUGGGCUCUCCCGGCCCCCUACAGGAAGUGACCUACACCAUCCCUGCUGACAAGUGUGGCCUGGUCAUCGGCAAAGGAGGAGAAACCAUCAAGAACAUCAACCAGCAGUCUGGAGCCCACGUGGAGCUGCAGAGGAACCCGCCCCCCUCCACCGACCCCAACACCCGCGUCUUCACCAUCAGAGGCUCCGCCCAGCAGAUGGAGGUCGCCCGCCAGCUCAUCGACGACAAGAUCGGGGGGUCAGGGGUCAUCAGCAACGGAGGCUUUGGUUUCAGCCCUUUCGCCCAGGGCCCCGCGGCACACCAGAACAGCGGCCACGCCUUCAUGACCGGAGUCUGGGGAGGAAACAGCUACCAGACCGGCUGGCAGAGCCCCGCCCAGCAGGACCCUGGUCAGCAGAAUCAGCCUCAGAGCUUGAUGACAGACUACAGUAAGGCCUGGGAGGAUUACUACAAGAAACAGAGCCAGUCCUCCCAGACCUCGGUUCCGGACUACGGGGCGGUUCUAGCAGAGUACUACCGACAGCAGCCUUACCUGUGGAACCCCGCCCAGAUCCAGGACCACUAGAGGCCGGCGGCGGACCCCCGGGACCCCCGGGACCUCUGGAGACCUCUGGUGACCCGGGGACCUGGGGAUUCUGGAGGACUCACUGAAGGGAUCCAGUGGAUCUGGUCCUGGACUCGUCCCUGGUUCUGGUUCUCGCCGGGCCGUCCCGCUCUCUGGGUUUUAAGACGAACUUCCAGGUUUCUCCGUGUGGCUUUAAUCAGACCUCCGGGCUCUCCGUCGCUCCCUCGUCCUCCUCCCGCCGGCGGCCCGCCGGUCUGCGGUUCUGAUCCUGGUCCCGGUUCCGGUUCCUCCGCCCCCGAACUUCUACUGUGUCACAUGAUCACGCCUCAUUUUCCCGCCAAAACCAGGAAUGGUGGGACGCUCCUGUCUCCGUACGCGUACCCGGACCCAGACCUGGACCCGGACCCGGACCUGGACCCCAGACCUGGACCCGGACCCGGACCUGGACCCCAGACCUGGACCCGGACCCAGACCUGGACCCGGACCCGGACCCCAGACCUGGACCCGGACCUGGACACGGACCCACGGUCUGAUUCCCCCCAGACCCAGACCCAGACCCUAGGUCUGACCCUUCCCGGACCGGUCCCAGUCGCCGGGUCCAGAACAGAACAGAACCAAACCCUCAGAUCGUCUCUUCAUCAGGAUUCCAGGGUCUGCGGGGAUUGAGGUGAGGGGUCAGCAGGUCAAAGGUCAGGGUCACCUGUGAUGGAUGCUGAUCCGCUGACGGAGCGUCUCAGAAGAACCUCCGUCAGACCAGAACCGACAGAACCCUGCAGCGGAACAACGACGGAACCGGACUGACGGAUCUGACCGGAUCAGAUCAGAUCAGAUCAGAUCAUAAACAGAUCAUCAGUGUCCAACUGUGUGUGUGUGUGUGUGAGUGUGUGUGUGUGUGUGUGUGUGUGUGUGUGUGUGUUCUGCUGUUGAGUUGAAUCAGUGCGUGUUUGUUGUACGUGUGUCUGAUGAUGAUGAUGAUGAUGAUGAUGAUGAUGAAGAUGGGGGAGUGGGCGGAGCUCUGCAGUUAAAUCCUGUGUUUAGUUUUUUUGGCUGCUACGCUCGCUGUCGCUGUCCUGCAGUGGGCGGGGUUUGUAUGGUGAAGCCCCGCCUCCUGCAGUGGGCGGGGUUUGUAUGGUGAAGCCCUGCCUCCUGCAGUGGGCGGGGUUUGUAUGGUGGCGCCCCGCCCCCUGGCCCUGGGGGCGGGGUUUGUAUCUGAAGCCCCGCCCCCUGGCCCUGGGGGCGGGGCUUGGGUUUCUGUUGUUUUUCUAAUGUGGAGCUGUAACAUUUUUCUACUGGAGCGGAGGAGCGGCAGAACCAAUAAACAGACUCCUCCUUCA